Messenger RNA from Protopterus annectens (West African lungfish), 1896 nucleotides. It is a transcript of the gene TRAPPC6B, whose product is annotated as trafficking protein particle complex subunit 6B. Gene Ontology annotation, cellular component: cis-Golgi network; TRAPP complex; trans-Golgi network. NCBI's taxonomy places the organism in Eukaryota, Metazoa, Chordata, Ceratodontiformes, Protopteridae. The transcript is spliced from 9 exons. The coding region runs from base 234 to 725 and encodes 163 amino acids. The record is from RefSeq and is a predicted model, not a curated record. Gene Ontology annotation, biological process: endoplasmic reticulum to Golgi vesicle-mediated transport; regulation of GTPase activity.
AUUUGGAAUAUUUAUUAUAUGUGAACGUGGUAGCUGUAACUCGGAAGCUGUGGUUGGUUACUGUAUGUAUAUUGUCAAUGUUAACGUGUAUGGCCAUGAAUGAUAUUUCGAAAACUGUGAAAAGUGCAAUCCAGUUUUGAAUGUCCAUCUGCUUAGUUUUUCUGUGCCUGGCUUCGAUCAUACAACUAACUACUUACAGAGCUUAUAUUUAGUCUUUCUCAAAGUUAAAUAUUAUGAAUAAGCAGGACAUGGCAGAUGAAGCCCUCUUCAUGUUUUUGCACAGUGAGAUUGUAUCAUACAUUUACAAGUCGACUGAACAGGCGGAGGUGGUAAAUGGUGGCUGUAUUUUGAGGGUAGAGAAUCUUGGGCUCCAGAUUGGCCAAGGCAACAUUGAGAGGUUCACAAAGGACACUGCCCGAUUCAAGGAUGAAUUGGAUAUCAUGAAAUUCAUUUGUAAAGAUUUCUGGACCAGUGUCUUCAGAAAGCAAAUAGAUAAUCUGAGGACCAAUCAUCAGGGUAUAUAUGUGCUGCAGGAUAAUAAAUUCCGUCUCUUGACUCCAAUGUCAGCAACAAAGCAGUAUUUGGAGCAUGCUCCCAAGUAUUUAGCAUUCACCUGUGGCUUGGUGAGAGGUGCACUAUCAAAUGUGGGUAUUAAAAGUAUUGUAACUGCUGAAGUAUCAACAAUGCCAGCAUGCAAAUUUCAAGUGAUGAUACAGAAAAUGUAGAGUUCUAUUGAAAGAGAAUACACAAUGUUUCUGCAGUGUUAUAUUUAAUGUAUUCCAUCUCAAGACUGAAGCCAAUAUACGGACAUGCUGGAUAUUCAAAAUGGUGACUUCAAAUGAAGACAUGAACUUGCAAGUUAUGUAACUGGAGGACUUUGGACUUCUGUGUUAAGCAAGACAGAACCAUUAAUGCUAAAUAACGCUCCAGAAGUAUGAAAUGUGUAUGAUCAAUUGCACAAAUAUUUUUGAAGUAACUGACAUUCCAAACGCAGCAUGUUUGCGCAGUGUAGUAGUAGUAGUUCUUCCUCAUGACAAUUUAUUUUGUACAUUGUUAGCAUCUUUCCCCACAUUGUGCCAUUUCCUUUUUGUACAGUAUUAACUGCUUCUACCUUGUUAUACUACUACAUUAUAUUGACUCAGUGACAGAGGAAUGGCCAGUAUUGUCUGCUAUUUUAUGUGCAUUUAACAUUCUUCCCUCUAUCAUUCCCUAACCCUUUUCCCCACCUAUUUUAUGCCCUCUUUAAUUCCUCUGUGGACUAACAGUCUAUUCCACAGGUAUACUGCCUUUUCAGUGAAGAAUACUUUUGGAGAUCCAGAGAGUAGUUAGUCUGUACAGUCAGCAGCCUGUAUCUGCUUUGUCUGCCUUAUGUCCUUACUGUUCAAAAUUACCCUUUCCCAUAUCUCUGACGUGAACUUGUUUACCAGUCAUGUCUCCCCUGGCAUCAAGUCAGACCUGUAGCUUCACUAGUCACAGGUCAUAUUCCCACCCUUCCAUCAUAUGGAGUUCUGUGAUAGCCUUACUUUGGAUUUCUUCCCACAACAUUGUAUCCUUUUUUUGUACAUAACCUCCAGAACUAUACACAGUACAAAGGAUGUGGUCUGACCAAAGCCCUGUAGAGGGGAACCAUAACCUGUUUUAUUUUGUAAUCUCUCCCCCAAAAGAUACAAUUCCAACAUUCUGUUUGCUGCCGCUAUUGCCUUCUCAGUCUGCCACUGGUGGUUAAGUUGAGAUGUGAGCAACACACCCAGAUUCUUUUCCUUUUCUGUUGUAAUCCUCUCCAUUCCCUCCAGUGCUACCGUGUUAAAACUUUUGAGACUUAGUACUGUAAGGCCUGAAACCAUAACAGUCAUUAAGGAUGUUUCAGAGAAAUAAACUUUGAAAUUUGCUGUUACA